Molecule: messenger RNA, 1455 nt
Organism: Erigeron canadensis
Lineage: Eukaryota; Viridiplantae; Streptophyta; Magnoliopsida; Asterales; Asteraceae
Product: protein LAZY 1-like
Exons: 5
Coding region: 84-1196 (370 amino acids)
Biological process (GO): gravitropism; regulation of auxin polar transport
Source: RefSeq, a predicted model, not a curated record
UGACCUUCCAUGCAUUACAUUAACAUAAGAAACCAUAGUUUUCAUCUAUAUUCUCGUCACAGUUUUGAGUAACGACUGAAACAAUGAAGUUGCUAGAUUGGAUGCACCGCAAGUUUCGUAAUGGUGAGCCACUAAAAGAAAUUUCUACAGGGAACCCAUGCAUUUGUCUUAUGGGGCAACCAUCACUUGAUGACUUUGAAUACUAUCCUAAAUCAAACUAUCAUGCCAAACCAUCAAACAAAUCACGAGAAACCCAGCUACGGAAAUCAUUUGCAUGUCUAGAGGGAGUAAGAGCAGAGGAAGAUCAUACGGAAGAUGAAUCAUCUGCUGCUCUUAGUGAACUCUUUCAUGGAUUUUUAGCAAUCGGGACACUUGGCAUGGAUCCAGUUACUAGUGAUCCAGGAACACCAACUUUUUCCACCUCAGUUGAGUACAUAAUGGAAAAAGAAACUGAAGCAACAGAAAAUGAGCUGCAAUUCAUCAAUGAUGAGUUAGAAAAGGUACUCACUGGUGAGGGAAAAGAAGAUGAUUCAUCUGCGAGAAACAGUUACGUUAGCAAUGGAAGAAGCAGCCAUGGUAGUACUAUUACACUCAGUGGGAAGCCUCUGGAAGCUGCAGAUAGUGAAAACGGGUCUGUUGCCUGUCCGCUGCAGGGCUAUCUGUUUGGUUCGGCAGUUGGACUCCCAGAGACAACAACAGGAAAGAAAGAACAUAGAACAUCACUAGGGGAGUUGUUUCAGAAAACCAAACUGGCAGACGAAAACACUGGAAAUAAGUGUAACAAGUUAGAAAAACAAAAAGAUAAGGAAACCGAAAAGUCUGCUGUCCACUUGAUGAAAAAGAUACUGAAAGGAAGAAAAGCAUCCGGUGGAACUGGAAGCAUGGAUACUGCUUCAGCUGAUAAGAAACUGAACAAGAUCCUACAUAUGUUCCACAGGAAAGUUCAUCCUGAAAGAACAACAAAAUCUCAAAAUCAGUCUAAAAAUAUGAUGAAUGCCACCUCUGUCAACGAGGAGGUUUAUAAAAAGGGAAACCAGAUGAUGUCGGGGGAAGAUAUCACUAUUAUUCCUGAGAGAGAUAUGUCUAAAAAGAUUGCAACCUAUAAGAAAAGCAACAUAUGUGGUGCCAAUGAUUCAAAUGAGAACAGAGAAUGCUGGAUCAAAUCCGAUGCAGACUACCUGGUGCUGGAAUUGUAGAAGACGAACAAAGCAGUAGAGGAUCUUGCAGUUGGUUAAAGAGUCUGCCUUGAAAAAAAGUUGUCAAUAUGAUCAUCUUCUACAGUCAAACAAGAUAAAAAAGUGUUUGAGUGAUAUAUGUAUAAUAGCAAAGCUUGUACGUGAUAAUAAGACAAUGCCCCUUUAUUUUUAAGCAUGAAGUUCUGUAAUCAUGAUGAUAUAUUGUAUGGAACCUUAAAAGGAUAUUAUUAUAUAUUCAUUCAAGAAUGAAGUUGAAGUA